AUGCCUCUCUGCAAUGACUCCUCCCGCAACCUUGCCGUGGCCGUUGCUCUCCUUUUUGCCGGUGUCCUAUAUUUCAGCUUCUCCACACGUUCGAUUUCCGAUCCUAUCUCCGAUCUCUUACACAAUACCAACACUCCUCAGCAAGUGUGGUUACAGAAAACUAUAGAGUUUCCACAGGACGAGCUUGAGGCAGUAUUGGAGAGUGCGGCCGCAGGAAACAACAAUACGGUGAUAAUAGCGCUUGUGAACAGAGCGUACGUCGUGGAGGUUGGAGAAGGGAGGACGAUGCUAGAUCUGUUCCUGGAGAGUUUCUGGGAAGGAGAAGGGACUUUGCCGCUUCUAGACCAUUUGGUGCUGGUGGCAACAGAUCAUACGGCCUAUGAUCGCUGCCGCUUCAAGAGGCUCCAUUGCUACAAGAUGGAUAUUAAAGGUGUUGACUUGGAGGGGGAGAAAGUGUACAUGUCAGCUGAUUUCAUUGAGAUGAUGUGGCUUAGGACUCACUUUCUCCUCGAUGUCCUCCGCCACGGCUACCAUAUUCUUUUCACGGACACGGACGUGUUGUGGCUAAGGACCCCCUUCUCCCGGCUAAGCAACAACGGGAGCUUGGAUAUGCAGAUAAGCGUUGACCAAAACAACGUGGAAGCUGGACACGCCAUCAACACUGGAUUCUUCCACGUCCGGUCCAACAACAAGACUUUCUCCCUCUUCAAUAAAUGGUACGAUAUGAGGCUCAAUUCGCCGGGCAUGAAGGAGCAAGACGUCCUCCAGAAGCUCCUCGACACGGGUUUCUUCAAUCAGCUCGGUCUCAACGUUAACUUCCUCAACACCACUGAAUUCAGCGGCUUCUGCCAAGACAGCACUGACAUGGGCGUCGUCACCACUGUACAUGCCAACUGCUGCCGCCACAUUCCCGCAAAGGUCUUUGAUCUCACUCUUGUUCUCAGCGACUGGAAAAGCUACAAGACCUCCCAUGUCAACAACAAGUGGAGCCCUCAUCAUAAAUGUGGGGGUUCAUGGAAAGACAACGACUAUGUCCCCAAGCCAUGAUCCUCUUGUAAUGCUAAUGAGAUUGCCAUAUAUCUUACAUACUAACAUAAUUAAUUUAGAGUUUUAUUAUACUCAUAAGCCUCUCAAGAU
Messenger RNA from Brassica oleracea var. oleracea, 1137 nucleotides. RefSeq lists its product as uncharacterized. NCBI's taxonomy places the organism in Eukaryota, Viridiplantae, Streptophyta, Magnoliopsida, Brassicales, Brassicaceae. The transcript has 3 exons. Bases 1 to 1047 code for a protein of 348 amino acids. The record is from RefSeq and is a predicted model, not a curated record.